Messenger RNA from Betta splendens (Siamese fighting fish), 5087 nucleotides. RefSeq lists its product as uncharacterized. The record is from RefSeq and is a predicted model, not a curated record. NCBI's taxonomy places the organism in Eukaryota, Metazoa, Chordata, Actinopteri, Anabantiformes, Osphronemidae. The transcript has 14 exons. The coding region runs from base 2825 to 4087 and encodes 420 amino acids.
AGAGACGCUCCAGUCCACUCACAAGCCUUCGGUUGGGUUUUGUUCGCGGGCCGGACGCGUUCCACGACGUCGUUGAGCCAAAGGACGAGCUGAGACCUCCGCCCUCUGCACGCGCGCGUCUUCAGGCACCAACAUUCAUGGCGAUUUCGAAAGUUUGGGCAAUGUUUUUGUCUUCUGUCCCGAAGGCGCGUGCACCUAGACAUUCUAUAGGAUGCCGACCCUAGGCGCCACACCUCUUGUUGUUUUUAUACCGUAAUACACACACACACACACACACACACACACACACACACACACACACACACACACACACACACACACCUCCUUUGUUUAUUACAAGACCUCCUCCCUCUUUGUGAGGCUUUCAGGCGUUGUCGAAAAAUGGGACGAUUCCGACGUGUGGUUGCGUGUCAACGGGUUGUUUACACCACUUAGGCUAUUUGUAGUACUUUCAGCGCGUUUCUCCUAAGCAGCGUAAUUGUAGUUGACAAAUAAUAGUCCAGCCUGGUUGUACGACUUAAACACUGCAACAGUGAAGCCGUUGCAUCCUCCAGGCUGCUCUGGACAUCAUUGAGCACGACGUUCCUGCGCUCGCUAUGCUAAUCGUUUGAUGUUAGGCCCCGCCCCCAAUCAUCCAUAUUUGGCAGUAGGGUCGUGUUUCGGCAAAAACUUUCCAAAAUUAUAUAAUAAUAGUUCCAGUAAUAUUUAAGACGAUAUCAGGAAGAAAACACACCAACAUUUGUGAUUUCCGCUCCUUCCUACUCUGUGGGUGAUGAUUCUUCCACUGAAGGAGCAGCUCAGAGCUCCCACAGUCUGGUGCAGUGGAUGAGAGGAAUUGUCCGUGAUGGAUGUCAGCUUUGCCAACAUCCUCCUCUCACCCACCUCCUCCUCAGAGUCCAGUGGACGGCCCACAGCAGAGCUUCCUUCCUUCCCUUAUGUGUUUUCCACCAAGUGAGCAGAUCACUCUUAUUGUCUGGAGAUACAGUGUUUUCUCGCCAGUGUUCUUUGGUAAAGACACAGUUCUAUAAUUUCCUGUCAUUAUCGAUAUGACGCUCCAUCAAGCUGGUGAGUGGUUCCGUGGUUCGACUUCAAUGCACCUUCAUAGCCUGGUUGUGCUGGACAGUGUGAUUUUGGUAAAAACAUGUUUGUUGUUGAAGUCUGACCACUUCCCACUAUAGAAGGAGCUUUGUAGGUAUUAAUUCUUCGCUGGUGGCCGAUAUGCUGCUUUUGUUCUCAGACACUUUUGCUUCAGGAACACGAAUACAUCAAACUAUGUAAUUAACAUAUCGUAAGAUGAUCACAGAAAACAUUAUACCGGUUUGUUCGGGUGGUAUGAUAAUGCGAUGCACCCCUAAUUCUGAUCAUUUUAAAACUGUAACCAUACAAUGUGAAUUCUGUAAAGAAAAUUAAAAAUUUUUACUAAAUAUAGUUUAUAACGAUAAGAGUAUAAUGAGAUGUGCAUUAGGCACUUCCCAGAUUCCUACAUGAUCUGUGUGUUGUGAGCUCCCUGUGCAAUGGAUAUCAGCAUGUAGCUCCAUACGACGCUUACACUGUUUCCACAGCAUGCUAUAGAGUCACGUCACCGUCCAAGGUCCUGAAGGCCUCUAUGUGGCUACAUUUAGAAACAGUCUAAUUAGGUUCUGAAUAUAACUGGACUAAUAAAGAUACCAACACAAAUAUAAACACUAUUGUUUGUGCUCAGUAAAGUGACCACUUCCUGCCACCGUCUGUGGACACACUGUACAGUCUUUGUUUGUUGUAGUGUUAUGUCAUUGGACAUAUAAAAAAGAUAUUCACAAUGUUAAAAGUCUUUUUAAAAAAAUCUCUCAUUUAUCUUACAUAGUGACAUUUGUGGAUAUUACAGCAAAUGACCUAUAAAGGAGUAAUCGAAGGAUAUUUUUAGUGUACUGCUAAAUUAAGACCCAGUGUUGCCUCAGAAUAGAUGAUCAGCUGGAGCAGCAGGUGCAAACUGAGUCCAGUUGAAUUCCUUCAGGGUUUAUCAUGUUUCUCAAAGCUCUAAUUUGGUCUAUAGUCACAAGCUUGGAAACCGAGACUGAACAACUGCUUUGAAGCACAGGUUAUUUUUGUACAGUUUGUACCUUGAAAGGACUUCACCUUUGUUGCUGCUUUUCUGCCAAAUGUGAUAAAUUCUUUGUUUUUGGAUUGAACUGAUUAGUCUGUGAGGACGGUGCAGCUCUGUAGCAUUCCUUUACUGGCCUCUUUCUAUUCAUGCAUGACUUCCAGAAUGUGACAAAACUCCCUCCAGUCAUUUCUGUAAGUUAAAUCACCUAUUUAGGGUCCCAAAGAGCUUUGACCUCCAGAACCUGAUCAGUUCAUCGUCGGGUCUUGCUGGACCUCCUUCUGGUUCCUAGCACACUCGUGCACUUUAAGUGGGGAGAACUCUGAACACAGAGCAUGGGGGAGGGUGAGCACUCAGUGGUAAUUAGGCUUAUAGUGCAUACACACGUGCACGCUGGUUGUAGUGAAAGGAAAAUCCCUUGUGAUGCACCUCUAACCUACUUAUACCAGUAACUGGUCGUACAGAGCUUCUGCGGCUGCUGCUCUGUUCAGUAGCUGCAGUCAGUGUUUGUCAGUGGUGAAGCAGGUUCACACUGUGUCAUAGGUAGUAAUCUACAAACACAUCAUGUUGAUUCUUCUAUUCUUCUACACUUUGUUUUCAGUUGAAAGUCAGGCCCCACCUCACACAUGCUGACCCAGGACUGCUUGGCUGUACACGACCCCCUCCAUUCACCUACUGGACAAAAUAAACACCGUCCAUUAUAACAAAGAGAGCAAGUUUGCUGAUGGAAAGGAACUAGAUCAAAUGAUGUGCAUUGCUGUGAUCUUGCUGGCCGUCACCCUCAGUGUGGAGUCCUACGGUGUCAGUGACCAGUAUGAACGGUUAGCUCAUGGUCGUCAGCUGAGGAUCUUUUUGCCCAAGGGUUCAGAAAAGCUGGAGUUCACCCCCGCUGAUGAACCCAGAAACAUUUUUCAGUACUGGGAGAGAGGCAGAAUAGGGACGAGAAAAGGAAGAGUGUCAGGCUCAGGCAAUGACCGGCGCUGGUACAUUGACCAGGUGACCUAUGAAGACCAAGGAACAUACAUUCUGAGGGAUUUCUUUAAUAAGGACAUCUCUACUGUCAGAGUUGCCAUCACACCCAGACAUGUCUACAAAAAAUGUGUAGCAGGAGAAAGUCUCUACAUCUCACUGGAGGGCAUCCACCUGGAGGAGUCCCUGCUGUCCUUCUCUGGGGAUGCUGCCAAUGUUACACUGGUCCAAGAUGGUUUUAGGGUGUCACAGGACCUUCCUGAUUACUAUGAUCGGGUCAGGACCACUGCCAGUAACAUCGAGGUCAGAAACGUGAACUAUAGUGAUGUGGGACAUUACACGCUGAGAGACCGGAGGCAGCGGGUGGUGUCUGUGACGAGGAUGGACCUGACAGACCACCAUGAGCACGUCAAGGGCAGCCCUCUGAUGGCUCUGCUCCUGCUGUUGGGCAUUCCCGCCGGGAUCUGUUGCUGCUGUCGGAAGAAGAUCUUCCGAAACAGAGCGAGCGCUGCUACGCAGCUCCAGGCCGUUCCUAAUACCACCCCCCCUCCGCCUGCUGGUCCUGUUGGACCUUGUCCUCAAUACAAUGCCUACUACCAAGGCCCUGACGCCACCAUGGGUCCUACAGUCCACCCUCCCCCUCCCACCACCGGCCCAGUCCAGUGGAGCGGCCCAAUGCCAUCUGCGGCCUAUCCUCCCUACCCUCCUGGUCCAGCCGCGAUCCCACCCGGUCAGCCUCCGCAGUGGAAUGGACAGUACCCUGCUGGACCGGUGCCUCCCAUGGGCUAUGCUCCAGCUCCAGUCAUGUACAGCUCUCCUCCUCCACCGGCUGCAGCAGGUGAACCUUACAAAGAGGAGGUCAGGGUGGAGGCGGCGGCUUCUUCCCCUGCUAUGCCUCUGCUGAACGCUGCUCCCCAGGCUGAGGCUGCGUCUCCCCCUGGGGCUCCUCUGCCGCCAUCCUCCAACAACGUUCUCGCCUCCUCUGAUGCUACGUAUCAGUUCCAGAUCAGUGGGAAAGACUCCACCAGCUUCCUGUAGGACGUUGCCCCCCCCCCCCCUCCACACACACACAUACAUAUUCUAGUCUUUUUCUUUACAAUUUAAAACUUCUACUCAGUUUCAUUGGAACAUUAAAGUGCAUCUGUGUGUGAGCGACGGUGAAACACACAAUGAUUUCGUUUGCUGCUGCGUCUACCUCUGGACCCAGUGGGGCCACAUCACUUAGUCCAGUCUGGACUGUUCUAGGCCAUUCCGUCUCUGCGCUUUAUAGAACAAGGUCACUGCCACCAUGCUGCUGCAGAGCAUCCUCCACCCUGUCCUAGCUCUUGGUUGUGGGGCUGCUGGGAAGGAGCUGGAUGAGGACAUGUAAUGUAGCAUCUAACCACUGCCACCCCUCUGCUGUCGUACAGCAUGUAAACUGGUGCUCCUCUUUCAUCAGGUGCCUUUGACUUCAGAUGAACUGUAUGAUGUCUAAGCUGAACUAAACAACCGAUCAUCCUCUGACUAGCACACGCUGGUCUUAACACAUCACUCAUCAGACCACACUGCCUUGGUUUCCUUUCUGCCUUCCUCUCUACGCAUCCAGGUGUUCGAGGACUCUACUAACAGUUUACAGAAGAAAUGAGCUGCCCAUUCAUGAACACUAACUCAUUCAGUCUAAGCUCUUCAUGCAUCCUCAACACAGUUAGUGCCUUUUCAUCUGUGUGAAGGCGUCUGUGGCCACGGUCUUCGUAUCGUUACGUAGGUUUGUGAGCAGCUGGUGUCAUAAUGUUUGUCUUUGUGUUGUAGAGCUGAUUCUCACCUUUAGAGAUGUGGAGAUGAGCUGUGGUUCACAUAAUGAAACCACAUAUAUACUUAUUAUAGGUGACUGUAAAAGUAACUAAUGAUAUUCACUAAGUGUAGUUGUAGUUAAUGCCUUGCUGUGGAUGGAGCUGGACAGUGGGAAUCCACAUCCAGAGAACAGUGGCUACCUCUCAUUUUAUACCUGUACAGUUACAUGUAUGCAGUGAAAUGCAUGAAUAAAGUGAAAUGUUCUGAA